UCUUGUAAACAAUUAUGGCACUGAAGAUGGAUUCUCUGAGACCACAGGUCAAGCAAGCCGUGUUACAGAGGAUUGAUGGUUUCAGGGAGGCAUGUUGUCUUCACAGGGUCGUCUUCCUCUGUUUCAGGUCGAGGAUGCUCCUGAUCCGAAUCGGGCAGUGUUUUCUAUUGAAUGGCUUGAUUUUCUUAGGAAGCAUGUUUGUUAUAAAUUCAGUUGUCAUUCCAACUCUAGGAUGGAUACCAAAUCGAUGCCCAAAUUUUGGUUCAGACGAUCAAUGUUCCUUUGCUGGUGUAGUAAAACUUUAUUCCAUCUUACGCUCGGGACUUAUUCAGCUUUCCUAUGUGAGUAUGCAGAUUAUCUAUAUAAUUAAGCUUUUUCUUUUGCAAUUGAUUUCCUUAUAGAUGUCUUUUAUAUGUUUA
Molecule: messenger RNA, 419 nt
Organism: Telopea speciosissima
Lineage: Eukaryota; Viridiplantae; Streptophyta; Magnoliopsida; Proteales; Proteaceae
Product: protein EI24 homolog
Exons: 3
Coding region: 15-401 (128 amino acids)
Biological process (GO): macroautophagy
Cellular component (GO): endoplasmic reticulum
Source: RefSeq, a predicted model, not a curated record